This is a messenger RNA of Protopolystoma xenopodis, 543 nucleotides long. The record is from the annotation of a GenBank genome assembly. NCBI's taxonomy places the organism in Eukaryota, Metazoa, Platyhelminthes, Monogenea, Polystomatidea, Polystomatidae.
AUGUUUAUUCUUUCCUUAUUUGUCAUCCUAUUUAAGCUGAAUCCACUUCCGGGCCACGAUGCCAAUUUAGUAGAUUCAUCUUGCCACGAAUUAUCUACCCCUUCGCAGCCAAAUAAUCACGGUGCCGAAUCUGACCCGGUUUCCACUUCUCUUCAGUCUACCUGCUCACUACCAUUUUCUCAUCCCGAGAUGGAAACUAUAUCCACACCUUUAGGACAAGCUGCUGGUCACCAAAAUAGUUGGCUGGCUGAAGCCAAUCAACUGAAUUCAUAUGCAUCAAUUGUAUCAAACGACGAUUUUGUCAUUGAAUCAGAACGCUUCGUGGCAGCCGAAGAUUUUGAGCGAGAUGACCAAGAGAUGGAUCUGGAAGUUGAUGGAGGUGACAAUGAGGAUGAUUUGGAUGAGGAUGAUGAAGUGUAUGAUGUAAGUCUCCUUCACUUUCUUCUAUCUAUAAUCCUCAGUCAUAGAAUCAUGAGUAUAUUUUUACCUUCAGUAACUAAUUCGAAGACAGAAGAAUCUUCUGAAAAAUCAAACCCUGUAUAA